GGCAAGUUGGCAACUUGUAUAACACGAAAUGUCAAAUUUAAUCCAAUCAAUUUCAAUUUGUCUGACAAAUUUUGUCAAAACUACUGUCAAAGUAUCGAGUGUUUUCGCAAAUAUUUAUUUUGUAAAUAAAAAUAUAAAGCAAUGUAUACAGAGGUAGACGUUUUUGUGAGUAAUUACACAUUGAUAGAUCCCGAGAUAUAUCAGUUGUGGAUAGAAGGAUGUUCAUCAAGUGAAGCGGUAUCAACACUCCACCAAAGAGGGGCCGCCAAGUUGCUCGGAGCGUCUGUAGAGCUCAUCGCAAGUGAUGUUCUGGACCAUUACAGAACCUUUGCCCUCCUGGAGCGUCUUCUGACUGUACCAUCCAAGUUAUCUGAGCAGAUGAUAUUCCAGCUGGAUGAUCCAACCAAACAGAUGCUUAUUGAGAAGUAUUAUGACUUGGAUGAUGCAGUGAUCCGUGAACUUCUGGGGAGGAAGCUCUCCUCAAGACACAGGAAGGAUUUAGAUGAGGUGGCGGACCGGUCGGGCGCUCCGCUGCGGUGCUGCAGGCGACAAUUCGACAACGUGCGGCGCGUUUUCAAGGCAGUCGAGGAAAUGCCCGGCAACGUCGUGGUCAACAUACGGACCACAUUCCUUCUGUCGGAGCCACUUGCCAAAAAGUAUGCGGCGGUUGUGUUCAUAGCUUGCAUGAGGUUCGAAACAGCCAAGAGAAAACUACAGUACUUGACGUUCAAUGACUUUUAUCAUUGUGCUCAGGCUAUAAUGGCAAGCUGGACGUACUCCUGCACAGGUCCUGAAUACUACGACACAGAGAUGGACCGCGAGUUCCUGUUGGAGUUACGGGAGCUGAGGAUUCUGCUGGACAAGGAGAAAGAACAUAAACAUUUGAUAUGUAUGCGUUUGAAGCCGAAACUGCUAGAGAAAUCGUAUCAAGAACUGGAACUCAACUUUAGAUUGUACACGCGUGCGCUGGUGGGCGUGGCUUGUAAUCUACACAGAGGUCGGGAGCUUAGGUCGCUCUUUAUAGACCUCCUAGAAAGAUGCAUAGAGCCUCUGCGGCUGGGUUGUUGGCCCAAAAUAGACUUGGCUCAGUUCCUGUGUGCUUACGAACAGUGCGCGUUGCAGAUGGACGUGCUCAGGGAGGCAGAUUUGAAGAGCGUGUGGGAGAGGUACAUGCGCGUGAUAAGCCAGUGUCUACUAACCAUGUACCAUGCUUAAACAAAAAAUAAACAGUCUGGACAUUCUGAAGAAAUCCUAGCUGAUGUUUCCGUCUGUAAAAUCUUUAUUUCAUGUUCAGCCUAUAAAAUAAAGAAAUAUUGUAUAAAACAUCAAUAAAUUGUGAAUAAAUAAUAAUGACUACACGCUACUCUUUACAAAAAAUAUUCGUAAAUUGCGUAGAUAUUUUUGUGAAUACUAUGGUCUAGAGCACUGAUUUCCCAAAGUGAUCCAGGUGAACCCCCAGGGGUCCACGAGAGACUUAACAAGGUCCACGUUGGCGGGACAAAUAAAUGGGGGUUUACAAUUCGCAAGCAGGGGUCCACGAAAAAUGUAUUUGAAGUGAUAGUAAAGUACUAAAAUGUUGGCUUGACUUCACAUAUCAAUGUAGGCAGAUAUUGAUAGGGUUCGUAAGAAACAAGAUGACCCCAACAUAACAUCUAAAAUCAUGGAAGGUGUCUAUGAUAAAAAAACUUUGGGAACCUCUGCUCAAGAGUGAUUCUGUGUGUGAUGUGAUACUAUGUAUGUGAUUGUUGCUUAUUUAUAUAUUUAUUACUGAGUAAGUAGGGAAGGAGAACUAAUGGCAUGCGUACAGCUAGACAGACAAAAUAAUUUAACCACGUCAAUAACUAUAGGGAAUGUGUGUCAAACAAAGCAUGGUCGGGACCGAAAAAGAGGUCGCCAAGUAAGGGGACCUCAAUAGCUAACGCCGACGCUGGUCAGCCAUUACACAUACAUUCUUAGGUUUUUUUUUUAAAUAGCUGCACGUUAAUAAACUGCUGUCCCGGAGUAGUGUAUACACGAGCUAGUUUCAGAAGUGUUUAGAAAUUUGUACCUAAAAAUCUUAAUGAAUUUUGCAUUUGUUACUAAUGCCCGACUGAGAACCCGAUAUUGGUAUUCGGGUCUCUCAUCAAAUGGACGUCUGCCUGACUUACUGUUGCCAUAAGAAAUAACCUGAACAAGUUCAACUUCAAAUCGCCUUAUAUUUUCGUUCUAUCUAGAGAUUUUUACUGAUAUAAUAAAAUAUGAUGAUAUGUAUGAAAUUGGAAGAGGCGAAAGUGGUGUAUCAAUAUCGUAGCAUGUGGCACUCAAUAGUCACUGCCUACCCCUGUACUAGGACGGUGUGAGUGUGUAUGUACACAAUAAAAAAUAUGAUUUACUAUAAAUUUUAUAAACUUGACGUGGUAAUAUCUUCAGCAAUUUUUGCUGCUGACCAUAUCCUUUACUACGCAGUGCGAUUCGGGAGGGGUACUAUGGCAGGUUCUUCAUUAGUGUGUUUACUGUACGAUCGGGUUAUAAUCUUAACACACUUGUUUUGAUAGUUAAUGAAAGCAAAUGUAAAAAAGGUAAUUUAAUUCUAGUAUUAAUGUGUUAUAGAAAAAAUAAAUAUUUAAAAAA
Molecule: messenger RNA, 2610 nt
Organism: Manduca sexta (tobacco hornworm)
Lineage: Eukaryota; Metazoa; Arthropoda; Insecta; Lepidoptera; Sphingidae
Gene: Fibp
Product: acidic fibroblast growth factor intracellular-binding protein
Exons: 11
Coding region: 142-1215 (357 amino acids)
Cellular component (GO): nucleus
Source: RefSeq, a predicted model, not a curated record